This is a messenger RNA of Telopea speciosissima, 1437 nucleotides long. Its product is annotated as protein CLP1 homolog. The coding region runs from base 39 to 1370 and encodes 443 amino acids. Gene Ontology annotation, molecular function: polynucleotide 5'-hydroxyl-kinase activity. Gene Ontology annotation, biological process: tRNA splicing, via endonucleolytic cleavage and ligation. Gene Ontology annotation, cellular component: mRNA cleavage factor complex; nucleus. NCBI's taxonomy places the organism in Eukaryota, Viridiplantae, Streptophyta, Magnoliopsida, Proteales, Proteaceae. The transcript has 11 exons. The record is from RefSeq and is a predicted model, not a curated record.
AGAAGUUGAGAGGAGCGGGGAGUUGGCUAGAGUUGGACAUGGCUUACGCAGGUGGUGGGGGUGCGCCAGGGCUUGGGGGACUGUCGUCGUCCUCGUCGACGGCGAUAAGACAGGUGAAGCUGGACAAAGAGUGCGAGCUGAGGGUCGAAGUCGGCAUUGAAUCUCCUCUUCGCCUCCGUCUUCUCACUGGCACUGCAGAAAUCUUUGGCACCGAACUCCCUCCCGAAAUUUGGCUUACUUUCCCUCCUCGUCUCAAAUUCGCUGUUUUCACUUGGUAUGGCGCCACAAUUGAAUUGGAUGGGAUUACUGAGACUGAUUAUACUGCAGAUGAGACACCUAUGAUAAGCUAUGUAAAUGUACAUGCCAUAUUGGAAGGGCGGAGGAAUCGUGCCAAAGCAUCCUCAACCAGUGACUCUGAUUCUUCUCAGGGCCCCAGGGUGAUUGUUGUGGGACCGACAGAUUCAGGAAAGAGUACCUUGUCAAAGAUGCUUCUUAGCUGGGCAGCUAAACAAGGAUGGAAACCCACUUUUGUAGACUUGGAUAUUGGCCAGGGAUGUAUAACCGUUCCAGGAUGCAUUGCUGCUACUCCGAUCGAAAUGCCAAUAGAUCCAGUGGAAGGAAUCCCUCUUGAAAUGCCCCUUGUCUACUUUUUUGGGCAUACAACCCCUAGUGUAAAUGCAGAGUUGUACAAGGUGCUUGUGAAGGAGCUUUCUCAAACCCUAGAAAAACAAUUUUCUGGUAAUGCUGAAGCUCGUGCUGCUGGUAUGGUGAUUAAUACCAUGGGAUGGAUAGAAGGUGUUGGUUAUGAGUUACUUCUACAUGCAAUUGACACACUCAAUGCCAAUGUAGUUUUGGUUCUGGGCCAGGAGAAACUAUGCAGCAUGCUUAAAGAUGUUCUGAGGAAUAAGCCUCAUGUGGAUGUUGUGAAACUCCAAAGGUCGGGUGGCGUUGUAUCGAGGAAUGCAAAGGUUCGUCAGAAGGCAAGGAGCUACAGGAUAAGGGAAUACUUCUAUGGCAUUGCAAAUGAUCUUUCCCCUCACUCCAAUCUUGUGAGUUUCAGUGAUUUGUUUGUAUAUCGAAUUGGUGGCGGGCCUCAAGCACCACGUUCAGCUCUGCCAAUUGGUGCGGAGCCUGCAGCUGAUCCUAUGCGGCUGGUCCCUGUGAAUAUCAACCGUGACCUUAUUCAUUUAGUUCUUGCAGUGUCUUAUGCAAAAGAACCUGAUCAGAUUAUUUCCAGCAACAUAGCUGGAUUUAUCUAUAUCACUGACAUUGACAUUCCGAGGAAGAAGAUUACUUACCUUGCACCAUCAGCUGGAGACCUCCCGAGUAGAUAUUUGAUAGUUGGAACCUUGACGUGGAUUGAAACGUGAUGUUUUGGGGACAAUUGAAGCAGAGACUUCCGUUGUGACAUUAAAGUGCAACAUUAAUUCUUCAGUA